AUGGAUGUUGGAGCUCCUGUUGAUGCACAAGUGUGUGAUAGUGGGAAAGGAAAGAGUAGAUCAUCAAGAAGAAAGAUCACAUAUGGCUACCACUUGGUAGAGGGAAAGACGCGCCAUUCAAUGGAGGAUUACCAUGUUGCCGAGUUUAAGAGGUUGGAUGACAACGAGGUCGGCUUGUUCGCCAUCUUCGACGGCCAUUCUGGUACCGACGUCGCGAGUUACCUCCGCGAGCAUCUGUUCGACGAUAUUCUGCAUGAACCAGAUUUUUGGAGUGAUACUAUGAAAGCCAUAAGAAGAGCAUAUCAUAGAACAGAUGGUAAGAUCUUGAAGAGGAAGGAGUGCGACGUUAGGAGAAGAGGCGGCUCAACUGCGGUCACAGUCAUACGGAUCAAUGGUGAGGCACUGGUGGUCGCGAAUGUCGGAGAUUCCCGCGUGGUGAUCUCCGAGGAUGGCGUGGCGAGGCAGUUGUCGGUCGACCAUGAGCCGCUUAAGGGGCAACAUGAGAUCGAAAGCCGAGGGGGUUUUGUGACCAAUGUGAGAGGAAAUCUGCCUAGAGUAGAUGGGCAACUAGCAAUGUCUAGGGCAUUUGGUGAUAGGACAUUGAAGGAGCACAUAAGCUCGGAUCCCGAUGUCAUGAGAGAUAUUGAUGAGGAUGAUGAGUUCAUCAUUUUAGCAAGUGAUGGUCUAUGGAAGGUGAUGUCAAACCAAGAAGCAGUGGAUACAAUCAAGGGCAUAAAGGAUGCUCAAAGGGCUGCAGUGGAGCUUAGUGAUGAAGCACUUACUAGGAAAAGCAAAGAUGACAUCUCCUGUAUUGUUGAUUGUUGUUCUCCUUCAGUGACAACCUUCUCUGUCCUCAGAGACAACAUAGAGUUAUCCCACUGUCAAUGGGCCUUGCCUGGGAGCCCAAGCUUUGGUCUCUUUUCAUGUGGUGUUUAG
Messenger RNA from Ananas comosus (pineapple), 936 nucleotides. RefSeq names its product probable protein phosphatase 2C 39. Gene Ontology annotation, molecular function: protein serine/threonine phosphatase activity. NCBI's taxonomy places the organism in Eukaryota, Viridiplantae, Streptophyta, Magnoliopsida, Poales, Bromeliaceae. The record is from RefSeq and is a predicted model, not a curated record. Gene Ontology annotation, biological process: protein dephosphorylation. Gene Ontology annotation, cellular component: nucleus; cytosol.